GCCCUCCCUCGCGAGCGCCGAGACAUCGGCAGCCUGAUCGGCGCGGGCAUCAACGCGACUCGCAACGCCGCCCUGCUCGGCCUCAACGUCGGCGCCAAGGCGACCAGCGCCGCCGCGAACGUGGCUCGCGCCGGCAUCAAGGCGGGCGAGAAGGCCGAGCAGAGCGCCCUCGCGGUGAGCCGCCAGGCCCUGGAGACGAGCAUCAACGCCGCGCGCUCCAUCAUCAACGGCGUCGAGUCCGGCGUCGGCCGCGGGCUCAACGCCACUGGCUCGGUGUCCGGCAGCGCCGCCAACGCGGCCCGCUCCGCCAUCUCCACCGCCCAGAACGCCGCCAGCUCCGUGGGCCUGGGCAACGUCGCCCAGACCGUCGGCAACGUCGCCCGCACCAAGGUCAACGCCACCCAGGCUAUUGUCGGCCGCGCCGUCAACGCCGGCGCCCUGGGCAACGGCCUCGUCGCCGACCUGGCGAGGACUGGCCUGAAUGCCGGUGAGCAGCUCGGAAACCUGGGAAUCGACACUGCCGGCACGGCCGCCGACGGUGCCCUCAGUAUCGCGCGUACCGGCGUCGAUGCAGGUGAAUCAGCGGCCAACAUCGCCAUCCAGACCGGCCGUAACGCCACCGACCUGACCGCCGACGCCGCUCUGCGGGCCAUUGGCCAGUAAGCAGACCACGAAGAGUUUCGAGCUAGGGAUCAUCGCAAUCGAUGAACAUGACCAACAACCCACCUGCCAUCCCAAUAAAACAUCUCAAAACGGAAA
This is a messenger RNA of Frankliniella occidentalis (western flower thrips), 759 nucleotides long. RefSeq lists its product as uncharacterized. NCBI's taxonomy places the organism in Eukaryota, Metazoa, Arthropoda, Insecta, Thysanoptera, Thripidae. The record is from RefSeq and is a predicted model, not a curated record.